This is a messenger RNA of Porites evermanni, 1170 nucleotides long. Lineage: Eukaryota; Metazoa; Cnidaria; Anthozoa; Scleractinia; Poritidae. The record is from the annotation of a GenBank genome assembly.
CUUUACACACAAAGACAGCUUAUUCUUAGCCCCACAUCAUCUUUACUGAAAUUAUUAUUUGGAACUUUUAACCACAUCAGUAAAUUAAGCCUAAGAAUGAAGUUUUUAAGCUUGGCAAUUUUCGUGGGACUUUUCUUAGCGGCCUGUGUAAGCUGUUCAGUGGCUGCUAAAUCGGCUUCGAACAACAAUGGUAAGUAGCAGAGUGUAAAUUGUUUUUAAUUCAUUUUUGAAGACUAUGAUUUGCUGUACUCAAUGCGUUCUCCCAAAACAUUUUCGAAUCUUUGAAAGAUUAGAAACCGUUUUUACAACGAUUGACAUUUUGUGAAUUUUUCUUUAAGCCCGCAGAAAAACCAUCACCAGUGGUGACUUCAUUAUUUUGAAAUCAGCUCAUAGCAAUUAUUCGAAACUUUCACUAAGCUGCAAUAAAUCUGGCUGCCAAUGGACGCAUUGCCCGUCUAAUGAUGCUGAGGUUUCGUCGUCCUGCUCACCUGAGAAUGUGGAGUUCAAAAUAACAGCCAGAGGAGAAACGCUGGGAAAGCCCAUCAAAAGCGGGGAAAAAGUGUCGCUGACCGUUAGAAAGUACGGUCCUCAGGACAAGCUGACUUGUGGCAAAUCUUCAACCACGCAGUGCCAUUUGGCUUCGUAAGUAUUCAGCUUUAAAUUUAAACACUGCAUCAGCUCUUCUUCGAAAUUUAACUCAGGCACCAUCGGACGAGAAGAUGAAACUGAUGUCUAUAGUUGACUUUCGGCCUGUACAAUUUUGCUCUUAGUCAGUUGGCACAGUUUCUCUCUUGGUCAGUAUUAAGAACUCAUAGGCAAAAGUGGUUUUACUUGGGUCAACCCAAACUUGACUGCUAGAUAUUUAGUCAAUUGAUUAUAGCUUUUUGACCUCCUUUUGCCACUUUUUUCUCUAGCAUUAAAGGCGACAUGAAAGGAAACAACUGGCUGAGAUACGACAACGCCACUUUUCAAAUAUUCUCCAAAGAGGCAGAGGAUUCUACUCCCAUCCACAAUGGCGAUGUGGUGGGACUCAAGUACUUACACUGCUCCGGCAAAGCAUGGCUGACCAAAAGUGGCAAAUUCCUUUAUCCGCGUAGCUGUAGCAGAAACGACAAAACCUCUUGCGCAAAAGAGGACAGUUUCACCGGCUUCAAAAUCUUCAAGAGCUGA